ACGGCAGGAAAAUAAAAUUCCGUUAGAAUUAUACAGUCGUCGCCCCCUACUUGGUGAAAAGUUGGUAUCUUCCGAUGAAUGGCGUUUCUCGCGGAAGUCGCCCGGUGUUUGUAGCACUUCCGUCUUCUGCUCCAGCGGGUACACAGAAAUGACAGCGACUCUGCGUCCGUACCUGAAUGCGGUGCGGGCUACACUGCAGGCAGCUCUCUGUCUGGAAAACUUCUCCUCACAGGUGGUUGAAAGACACAACAAACCAGAGGUUGAAGUCCGGAGCAGUAAGGAGCUGUUGCUUCAGCCUGUUGUGAUCAGUAGGAAUGAUAAAGAGAAGGUUCUAAUAGAAGGUUCCAUCAACUCUGUGCGAGUCAGCAUUGCUGUCAAACAGGCUGAUGAGAUUGAAAAGAUCCUGUGUCACAAGUUCAUGCGCUUCAUGAUGAUGAGAGCUGAGAACUUCUUCAUCCUGCGAAGAAAAGCAGUGGAGGGAUAUGACAUCAGUUUCCUCAUUACUAACUUCCACACAGAACAAAUGUACAAGCAUAAGUUAGUGGACUUUGUCAUCCAUUUUAUGGAGGAGAUUGAUAAGGAAGUCAGUGAGAUGAAACUGUCUGUCAACGCCAGGGCUCGCAUAGUUGCAGAGGAGUUCCUCAAAAAUUUUUAGGAAAUUUUCAGUACACCUUCUGCUGGCUGCAAUACCUGUGUCACCUUGGUCGCCACCGGAAAAAAACGAUGGAGAGCUGUGGGGCCAGUGAGGAAGUAGUUAAGGUGCGAUUUGUUUCCUGGACCUCCAGCAAAGGUGGAACAGCUGGAUCCAGAGGGUGCCGUCUGUCACAGGAAUGAAUUCAGAGUAUUGCAGUAUUGUAACUCGAGAGCAAAGUAAUGGUUUUCACAGACAGGCACGGUACUUCUUUUGUUGUUCUGUUUUAUUCUUUGUUUGACUUUUUUGCCCCUCUAUCUCUUUUUUAACUUUUGCUAAUGGCCUAAUUUUGUUUUAAAAGUAUUUUGUUUCUUCACACUCUGCGAUUCCAGUUGUGUAUUCUGUCUCUCUUCAUCUUAUCCCAAAUAAUCCCUUUGUUAUUAUUUAGUAGUAGUAAAGCGCUCACAACGUUGCAAUAUUCUGAAUAUGCCUCAGCUUUCCCUCGUGCUCAUUAAUAUUAAUGAGAAUGUACUGUACAUGUUAAAAAGGAUGGACUCAUUUUACCUCUGCCUUUCUAACAAACCUUAAAAUCAGGGUGGGUUUAUAUAAAUGAAACCUCAUUGAUACUCAUGAGCACAAAGGAAAAAUGUUCCGUGUCCAAUAAUUUAAACAGUUUGUUUUGUCAGUGUUUUUUUAUAGAUAUGUAUACUGUGUUCAAAUGACCAUUUUUCAUGUUUAGAUUUGAUAUUAAAAAAACCUCACGCUGGUGCACAUUGAUCUUACAAACCAUAUCAGUCAUGCCAAAAUAAUGAUGAUAAUUCUAAAUAAAUCCCUUUUAUUGCUUG
Molecule: messenger RNA, 1476 nt
Organism: Sinocyclocheilus anshuiensis
Lineage: Eukaryota; Metazoa; Chordata; Actinopteri; Cypriniformes; Cyprinidae
Product: actin-related protein 2/3 complex subunit 4-like
Exons: 6
Coding region: 149-655 (168 amino acids)
Biological process (GO): Arp2/3 complex-mediated actin nucleation; actin filament polymerization
Cellular component (GO): actin cytoskeleton; Arp2/3 protein complex
Molecular function (GO): actin filament binding
Source: RefSeq, a predicted model, not a curated record